Molecule: messenger RNA, 1502 nt
Organism: Podarcis raffonei (Aeolian wall lizard)
Lineage: Eukaryota; Metazoa; Chordata; Lepidosauria; Squamata; Lacertidae
Gene: PRPS2
Product: phosphoribosyl pyrophosphate synthetase 2
Exons: 7
Coding region: 109-1065 (318 amino acids)
Biological process (GO): 5-phosphoribose 1-diphosphate biosynthetic process; purine nucleotide biosynthetic process; ribonucleoside monophosphate biosynthetic process
Cellular component (GO): ribose phosphate diphosphokinase complex; cytoplasm
Molecular function (GO): ribose phosphate diphosphokinase activity; magnesium ion binding
Source: RefSeq, a predicted model, not a curated record
CUGGCCGCGCGCGCCCGUUCUCUCUCUUUCUUCGUCUCCUCGCCGUUUCCCCUCCUCCUUUUUUCCUCCGCCACCGCUACCCUUGCCGCGGCCCCUGCGCGCCCAGCCAUGCCCAACAUCGUGCUCUUCAGCGGCAGCUCGCACCAGGAUCUGUCCCAGCGCGUGGCCGACCGGCUGGGGCUGGAUCUGGGGAAAGUGGUGACGAAGAAAUUCAGCAACCAGGAGACCAGUGUAGAGAUUGGCGAGAGUGUAAGAGGGGAAGAUGUCUACAUCGUCCAGAGUGGUUGUGGUGAAAUAAACGACAAUUUGAUGGAGCUUCUCAUUAUGAUCAAUGCUUGCAAGAUUGCGUCGUCCUCCCGAGUUACAGCUGUAAUCCCAUGUUUCCCUUACGCUAGGCAAGAUAAGAAAGACAAGAGCCGCGCUCCCAUAUCUGCAAAACUUGUCGCCAACAUGUUAUCAGUUGCUGGAGCAGAUCACAUCAUCACCAUGGAUUUGCACGCUUCCCAGAUACAGGGUUUCUUUGAUAUCCCAGUGGACAACCUGUAUGCAGAACCAGCUGUGUUGCAGUGGAUCAAAGAAAAUAUUGUAGACUGGAGGAACUGUGUCAUUGUCUCACCAGAUGCGGGAGGAGCAAAAAGAGUCACUUCCAUCGCUGACAGACUGAAUGUCGAGUUUGCCCUGAUCCACAAAGAGAGGAAGAAAGCCAACGAAGUGGACCGGAUGGUCUUGGUUGGGGAUGUGAGCAACCGCGUAGCCAUUCUUGUAGACGACAUGGCAGACACGUGUGGCACAAUAUGUCACGCUGCGGACAAAUUAGUGUCUGCAGGAGCAACUAAGGUUUAUGCUAUUCUCACUCAUGGGAUCUUCUCUGGCCCUGCUAUUUCGCGGAUCAAUAAUGCUGCCUUCGAAGCAGUCGUCGUCACCAACACGAUCCCACAGGAAGAAAAAAUGAAGCAUUGUCCCAAGAUUCAGGUUAUUGAUAUUUCUAUGAUUUUGGCUGAGGCGAUCCGAAGAACACACAACGGCGAAUCUGUGUCGUACCUGUUCAGCCACGUCCCACUAUAACUGCAAACCAGCUUUGGCAUGCUGCAUUCGGGGUGGGGGGGGUGGGACACGCACAUCAGAUAAUGCAGCUCAUGAUGAAGAUAACAAAUGUCUACGAAAACCUUCAGCUCAGCCACACCUACGUUCCCUCUUUUAAUAUGGACAAUAACUAAACCGGGCAAAUAUGUGUAUUAUUUUUGCUUACAACUUUUUAUAAAUUCUCUUUGGGUUUUUAAAAGAGAAAACUAUGCUUUUUGCCUGUGAUUUAUUAAGAUGUGCAUAUAUCAUAUGGGAAAACAGUGAAGACAGUAUUUUUGCUAAGGCCAAAAGUUAACUCGGGGUUGGUAACCUGAGAGGCAUGCACUUGCCGAGAGUUAACUGUGCCACACUUAGAACAGAAACUUGUAGUCAUUUACAGAGUUAGAUUAAAUAGCCUGUGAAAUUCCCUUCUGACAAAA